UGUUCACUACGACACGCGUUAGCAAGGUGUCAAGUCUUACGAAUUUCCAAUAGUUUUCGCUGUUUAUUACCUCACAUAAUUUACAAAAAUGGUACAAAAUCGCAUGCAGUUCACUUGGUAAACUCAAACCAAUUUUCGAAAAGUUUUUGAAAUUUUUCAACAACCUGAAAAUUGUGAUUUUUGUAGAUUUUAUAAACUUUUUGUGUACCUUUCGGCACAAACUUUUGAAGUGCGCAGUGUGUUGAAACGUUUCAAGUGCCAAGGAUCAUCUUGAGGACUUGCAACUGCAGCUUUUCAUCAGAGAAUUUCAAGAACGUUUUUGCAAGAUGUGCGAUCAAAUGUGCAACCCAGCCAUGUCAGGUGCUGAAAUGAAACUUCACAACAAAGACAUUUGGAAUCAGUUCCACGAGCACACCACGGAAAUGAUCAUUACCAAAUCGGGAAGACGCAUGUUCCCCUACCUGCGCCUGGAAGCGGCGGGUCUAGACCCCGAGGCGCGCUACUUUGUGCUUCUGGAGCUGAAUUUGUCCUCCAGCAAACGCUACAAAUUCAACGGCGCUCAGUGGACGCCCAUCGGCAACGCCGAACCCCAACUUCCCCCCUCGUCACGCCUCUACAUCCACCCUGACUCGCCCGCCCUCGGACGGCAUUGGAUGUCGCAGAGCAUCCUAUUCAACAAGGUCAAGCUCACCAAUCACACACUGGAUCGAUCUGGGAAUAUAGUACUAACGUCGAUGCAUAAGUACAUGCCGACAAUUCACCUGGUGAUGGCUUCUGAUGUGCUGGCUGUACAUUGGAGUCCCACCACCUCUUUCAGGUUCAAGGAGACUGAGUUUGUUGCCGUCACUGCUUAUCAGAAUGAGAGAAUAACGAAGCUGAAAAUCGACAACAAUCCGUUCGCAAAAGGAUUUCGCGAAACUGGACAAUCACGAUUGAAAAGAAGAAUGCAGCAAGCAAAGGACAAGGAGGAUGAAGUUCAUGAUAUGAAGAAAAGAUCAUCUCCUAUGUCAGUGACACCUACCCCGGAUAGUGGAAUCUCCUCAAUUGGAUCUCCCGCUGAAAGAUGUUCGCUCUCAGAUGAAGACACCAAAAACAACAUGGCGCUUCUGUCAUGUCCAGAGGACAGCUACGACAAACACCACAUGUUUUCAAACAACAUGAUCGGCAGAUUCUCAUCACCACCUCCGACCUCCUUCACAACAUCGCAACAUCAAAUCCACUCCCCAUGGAUGGAUCUUCCAUUGCCGCCUUAUCCAAUGAUCCCUCCAUACUGUCCUUCAGUAUCCUCAUUCCCUCCAACACUCUGGCCUUAUCCUCCAUUUCUACUGCCUCGCUCCAUGAUUCCCACCUCGGAAAACUCCUCAUUUUCCUCAUCGCUUUCCCCUUCAUCAUCCCUAUCCUUGUCCCCCUCUUCGUCAUUCUCAUCACCUCCCCUCUCCCAUCCCUUCCCCAGCCACAAAUUCUUCCUCCCCCCUCAUCUCAUCCCAUACUUACCCCCCACCAUCCCCCCUCCGGUCUCCGAGCCUUGUCUGAUAGAUCUAUCAGUCAGAAAGUAAUGUAAAAACUCCCCGAGUUCUUCUCACGGUUUCAUAUUUUUUUCGUAUGGUAACCACUUUGAAUACCAAAGAUGUAUAUUUUUUGUUUAUUAUAAUGUAAGGAAGGUCUUACACAGAACUGAAUUUUUUGUUCGAAUUUUGUCAAGAGUGUUACCGUACUAUGUUCAAAACCGUUAGAGUAUAAAGUAUGGGAUUAUAUUAUUAGAUAUAUAAUUAUUUGAAGGUUGUAUAAUGAAAUGAUCUUAUGUUAUCUGAGAAGUGGAAUAUUAUUUUGAGAUUUUGAAUUUGAGAGAAAUUUGAAAGCAAUAUUUUAUUAAUUUAGGCCUAUAAUUUGUAAAUAUAGAAUAUAUAUAGCCUAAUAAUAAUAAAUCAUUUUAUUUGUAAACAGUAUAACAUACAAAUGAGUUGAAUAUAACAAAUUCUAACAAUGACUAAAUUUAACCACAUAAACAAAUUGUUUGGCAAUAGAUUUAAUUGGCAAGAGCCAAUUAUACAUUCGCAUACAUCCACGAACAAUGAAAGUACCCACAUUACAAUCAAUAAACAUAUUACUAUGAAUAAAUUGCCAACAUUCAACAAGCUGACAUUAGAAGGUUCAAGGUUAUCAAUAAAAUCAAUAGAUUCAAAACAUUC
Messenger RNA from Nilaparvata lugens (brown planthopper), 2189 nucleotides. It is a transcript of the gene Doc1, whose product is annotated as T-box transcription factor TBX3. Gene Ontology annotation, biological process: heart development; cell fate specification; positive regulation of DNA-templated transcription. NCBI's taxonomy places the organism in Eukaryota, Metazoa, Arthropoda, Insecta, Hemiptera, Delphacidae. The coding region runs from base 327 to 1556 and encodes 409 amino acids. The record is from RefSeq and is a predicted model, not a curated record. The transcript is spliced from 6 exons. Gene Ontology annotation, cellular component: nucleus. Gene Ontology annotation, molecular function: RNA polymerase II cis-regulatory region sequence-specific DNA binding; DNA-binding transcription factor activity, RNA polymerase II-specific.